Molecule: messenger RNA, 1745 nt
Organism: Bombyx mori (domestic silkworm)
Lineage: Eukaryota; Metazoa; Arthropoda; Insecta; Lepidoptera; Bombycidae
Product: alpha-1,3-mannosyl-glycoprotein 4-beta-N-acetylglucosaminyltransferase A
Exons: 12
Coding region: 1-1659 (552 amino acids)
Biological process (GO): protein N-linked glycosylation
Cellular component (GO): endoplasmic reticulum; Golgi stack; endoplasmic reticulum-Golgi intermediate compartment
Molecular function (GO): acetylglucosaminyltransferase activity
Source: RefSeq, a predicted model, not a curated record
AUGGCGAAGAACUUUAGGCGAAGGUUGAAGUAUUUGGUGUGUGCGGUCGUGAGGAUCUGCGGUGGUUGGUGUCUCAACCAAAGAAUAAGACUCUGUGUUUUCGUGAUGUCGCUGAUGUGUGCUUUCUUCACCAUACUAGUCCUAGCCUCGGCAAGCUCCCAUAGCGCGCAGAAUGAGUCGAUGGCAAAAAAAAUAACAUCGCUAGAGGAGAAAUUGAACAACUUUGAAGUCCGAUAUCGAGUAAAACCAGUUACCUAUAACUUUCCGAAAGAGACUGCGCCAUAUCCUCCGGGCUACAGUGAAGAAGCAAUGAACAUGAUACACAACUUGACAGGGACCAGAGUACUGAACGGUUUGCAGCCAAGGUACAUCCACCGCAUGCAGUUGCCGUUUCUCGUCCAAAUUCUGACUCACUUGCUCAAUGACCCGUUUAGCUUAUGGCCCCUUUAUCAUCUCUCCGGCGCUAGACACUACAUGGAUUUUGUCAUCGGAAUACCGACUGUCAAGAGAGAUAAACAGACAUACCUCUUCACUACUUUGACGUAUCUCAUUAAGGCACUAUCAGCGGAAGACAAAAGAUCAGUCGUCAUCGUUAUCUUAGUUGGUGAGCCUGACGUAACUUACAUACUGAAACUGGCUAGACAGAUAGAAAUAAUGUUUCCAAGAGAAAUUAGUGACGGUGUCAUCGAAAUCCUAGCACCAAGUCCGGCUUACUACCCAGAACUUGAGGAUUUGUGUCCGACUCUUGGUGAUUCCCCGAAACGAGCCAUGUGGCGAACCAAACAGAAUUUGGACAACAUCUAUCUUAUGGCCUACGCUAUUAGCAAGGGAGUCUACUAUCUGAUGCUGGAAGAUGAUGUUACAACUAAAAAAGAUUUCUUACCGGAAAUGAAAGGUUACAUUAAGACUACGACUGAAAAGACCCCUCACUGGAUUUUCAUUGAAUUCUGUCAGGUCGGCGCCAUCGGAAAAGUUUUCAGAACAAGGGAUCUACUGCCUUUUGUGACGUACUCACAGAUAUUUUACAGCAACAUGCCCAUAGACUGGCUAUUGGAGAGCUAUUUGGCCGAUCGUGUCUGUUCUAUUGACAAAAAGUCUAAAUCGUGUGCUGAAAGCAAACUCCGCGUCCGACCACGGUAUAAGGUCUCGCUGUUCCAGCACAUCGGUGUAUACUCCUCGCUGCAGGGAAAGAUACAGAAGGUUCAGGACCCGCAGUUUGGCAAGGUCCAGUCGUAUUUUCCACACCAGAAUCCGCCAGCGCAAAAGAUCACGACAACAAUCGAGGAUUACUACCAGCACAGUAUCCAGAACGCUUAUGAGGGAAUCGAUUUUUUCUGGGGCAAAAAACCCAAGAAAGGAGAUACUCUAGAGUUUUGGUACGGAAGACCACUGCAGAUUAAAAGGGUUACGUUCCGGAGUGGGAAUGCUGAACAUAUCACGGAUCAGUUUUACAACACCGUUGUAGAGGUUUUACCGGCUUUCGGGGACAACAACUUCACUACUAUCCUGCACUUCGAUGAAUUUGGACUAGCAGACGGCGACGUGGAGGAGGAAUUCUCUCUGGUCAAAGCGAUCAGACUGAGAGUUAACGCGGAUAGCAAGUAUUGGGUCAUCUUGAGCGAGAUUUACAUUCAGACACCGGACGAAAAGAAAACUUGAAUACUUCGAUCUUUUUCCGUUUUGCUUGUCGAGCCGUCUAGGACUAGAAGAUACUCCAUCGGCCGAUACACGUAGCUUAAGGUAGC